This is a messenger RNA of Amoebophrya sp. A25, 794 nucleotides long. Lineage: Eukaryota; Dinophyceae; Syndiniales; Amoebophryaceae. The record is from the annotation of a GenBank genome assembly.
GGUGAACGCGUCGUCAUGGACAACAUGGACGAGGGCCGCAACGCUACUGCUGUUGGAGAUGCAUCGUUUUCUUCUUCUUCUGCCGCGCCAGCAGCUGGCGGAGGAGCAAAUAAUACGACACGCACCAGUCCACCAACAACUACUGAGAAGCCGGUGGUCCAGCAAACUGGAUUACCUGGUGAUGCGGGGGACAAACACUACGCUACGUAUCAAGAGAGUCAUCCGCUGACCGAUGCAGAUGUCGCCCAGCAAAUCCACGAAAGCGCCCAUGCCAAGCCGGGCGAAGUCGGAGCAGGAAUUACGGACUCAACUGUGCAUCACGAUGCUGGUGAGCGGAGUUACGCAUCUGCCGGCGGCGUAGGCUCGCCGCUGCGUACCGAAACUUUCGUGCGGGACUUUCGGCAGGGCGUCCUGACCGAGUUGAGCAACGCUGACUUGUUGUUGGAGAUUUUACAGAGACACAACGAGUCCAUGGCUGAACUCGGGCAGUCGUUAGUGGAGGACCCCAGCACAGUGCCUGCCAUCGUGGCCGCAUUGAGAAAAAGCACGCCGAUUCGCUCACGCAUCGCCUCAGGAGACUUCGACCGCGACACAGUCACGAAAACACUCAUAACGCAACUCGCCUACUCGCUUGUGCACGAUCGUGGCUUCAUCGAGUAUCUAAAGCAGCGGCUUCUGGCAACCGAUGAGCACUACGCAGUAGUCAGACCGCCUGCAACUAACAAGAUGCCUCCGCCUGCUUCCGCUCCGCAGGAGCAGCAAAUGCUUCUGAUGCAAAAGCACGACCAUGAUGG